AUGUACAGAGUGAGUGAGCUAAAGAGAGGGCAUGGUCAACCACGUCCUGACACGCGGCUUCUUCGUUGUCUCCACCUUAGCUUCUGUUCUUUCUCUCUGUCAAAACCUCAGUUUUCUGCCAAUUGUCAUGAAUUUUUGCCGUGGUUGGAGCGGAAAGCCGAUUCUGCAGUUUCUUCCUCACUUUUCAUCGGGAAAUCUUCUUAUGGAAGGUCUCUGUUUGCUUCCAAGACAAUACAAACUGGAGAUUGCAUUUUAAAGGUUCCUUACAUAGUGCAAAUAACUGCUGAUAAUCUCCCUCCUGAAAUCAAAUCUUUGAUAGGGGAGGAAGUGAGAAAUAUUGCGAAACUUGCUAUUGCUAUUCUCAUUGAGAAGAAAAUGGAUUUCUUAAACCAUGAUGGACUUUCAGAAGCAAUUGUAAUGAGUAAUGGCGACCAAAAAUGCUCAGAAGUAUGCCGAUAUUUUGAACCCACGCUCUAGUUUCUCAGCUGGAUUUACAAGCCUUUUCCAUGGAAGUUUCCCAUAUUGUUUCCACGCCAUGACAAGGCCAGCACGUUCUCUGGGAACUGCUACAGAGAGGCCACCUUUGGCCUUCAAAGUAGUAUUUCCACCAUACAUAUCCUGAAAAAUGGAUAAACAAAAUACAUCUUAGUAGUUGUUUUUAAUUGCUUAAGCAUUGCAUAAUCAUCCACACUGAAUUCUAGCCAUGUUUGAAUGCUUAAAAUCAGUCUCAAGAAUUAACCCUCAAUGUGAAAAGAUACAUUUGUACAACUUGCAUCUCUCAAAAUCAUGACAAGGUUAUUUAUUAUGAGAUGAAAGGAAUUGAAAUAAACAAAAAGAAAAAUUGAGGCACUUCCGGUUUUCUCUCUUUUUCUUUGUCCUGAGUCUCAAUCGUGCAAAAAUUCAUGAAUUAAAAGUAUAAUAACGGGAAUGGUUGUAGGUAGAUGAUACCUUGAAGCAAGAGAAGGAGCAGUUUCUCUCAUAUCAAAGGCCUUGGACACCCCAUUAGCCUGCCUGAGAAGCAUAAAGGCUCCACCGCCAAGGCCUAGAGGCAGGAUUGACAUCCCCCAAACUAAGAUUGCAUAGAUGAAACAGAGAUAUCACAAUGUCAAUGAAUUAUCUCAAAAGCCUGCAGGAAGACCACCCUUUCUUGGAUCACUCGCUGCCACAAGCCUUUUAUUUCCAUUCACUUUGGUUUUUCUUGAUGACACAAAAUCGUCUAAAACAAUGAGUUGACAAAUGGAAAAAUAUCUGAGCAACAGUAGUAAAAACAUAAACAGAAUUCUUUUUACUUGAACUGAGCCAGGGGAACACAGAUUGCGGGGAGAAAAAUAUAGAUGUGGUUGUUAUUCCGGUACAAUUUUUAAACUUUUGAUAAGUCAUAACAUUUUUCCUUGGUUUUAA
Vigna angularis (adzuki bean) is the source of this 1401-nucleotide messenger RNA. RefSeq lists its product as uncharacterized. The transcript has 7 exons. The record is from RefSeq and is a predicted model, not a curated record. NCBI's taxonomy places the organism in Eukaryota, Viridiplantae, Streptophyta, Magnoliopsida, Fabales, Fabaceae. Bases 1 to 477 code for a protein of 158 amino acids.